UGGACUUGUGCUGGGUGUGCGGCAGGUCUGGGACCGGUGUACUGGGUCCUGAAAGAGAACCGUGCCCUGCCGAACAAUGAAUAAUUGCGUUCUCCUGGAAGAGCAGCUGAUCAAAAAAUCCCAGCAGAAGAGAAGGACCUCUCCCUCCAACUUUAAAGUGCGCUUCUUUGUUUUAACCAAAUCCAAGCUCGCUUACUUUGAGCAUCGCCAUGGGAAAAAAAGAACUUUGAAGGGCUCCAUUGAACUGUCCAGGAUCAAAUGUGUUGAAAUUGUGAAAAGUGACAUCACAAUUCCCUGUAACUAUAAAUAUCCUUUCCAGGUUCUUCAUGACAACUACCUGCUGUAUGUGUUUGCACCUGAUCGAGAGAGCCGGCAAAGAUGGGUGUUUACACUGAAAGAAGAAACCAGGAACAACAACAAUUUGGUGCCGAAGUAUCAUCCAAAUUUUUGGAUAGAUGGGAGAUGGAGAUGCUGUGCCCAGACAGAGAAGCUGGCAGCCGGGUGUAUAGAAUAUGACCCCACCAAGGACGCCUCCAAGAAGCCUCUUCCUCCCACUCCUGAAGAUAACUGGAGGUUGUUGCUAGACCCCAAGGAUGCUUUAGUAAUGGCCAUAUAUGACUACAAGGCUCAGAAUCCCCAGGAGCUGACCUUACAGCGCGGUGAGGAGUACUACAUUAUCGACAACUCUGAGGAUCAUUGGUGGAUGGUUCAGGAUAAGAAUGGUCACGAAGGAUAUGUACCAAGCAGUUACCUGGUGGAAAAAUCACCAGACAACCUGCAAAUAUAUGAGUGGUACAAUAAGAAUAUCAGCAGAAGCAAAGCAGAAAUACUCCUCAAAGAUGAGGGUAAGGAAGGUGCCUUCAUGGUGAGAGAUUCGAGGCAGCCUGGCACGUACACGGUCUCCGUUUUCACCAAGGCAUUAAGCAACGACAACAACCCAGUUAUCAAGCAUUAUCACAUCAAAGAGACUGAUGAGAACCCCAAGCGGUAUUACUUGGCAGAAAAGCACGUGUUUGACUCCAUCCCCGAACUCAUCAACUACCACCAGCACAACGCAGCAGGUCUCGUCACUCGUUUGCGAUAUGCUGUUUGUUCCUGGAGAGAAAAGGCCCCUAUCACUGCAGGACUGAGCUAUGGAAAAUGGGUCAUAAAUCCUUGGGAGCUAACAUUUGUGCAGGAGAUUGGCAGCGGUCAGUUUGGGCUGGUCCAUCUUGGUUACUGGCUUGAGCAGACUAAAGUCGCUAUAAAGACCAUUCGCGAAGGAGCAAUGUCAGAAGAGGACUUUAUUGAGGAGGCCCAAGUCAUGAUGAAGCUCUCUCAUCCCAAGUUAGUCCAGCUGUAUGGUGUGUGCAUGGAACAGGCUCCCAUAUGCCUGGUGUUUGAGUUCAUGGAGCAUGGCUGUUUGUCGGAUUACCUCCGAAACCAGCGGGGCAGCUUCUCCAAGGAAACCCUCUUGGGGAUGUGCCAAGACGUGUGUGAAGGGAUGGCUUAUCUGGAGCAGAAUUCUGUCAUUCACAGAGACCUGGCAGCUCGGAAUUGCUUGGUAGGAGAAUCCCAAGUCGUCAAAGUGUCGGAUUUUGGAAUGUCAAGGUAUGUCCUUGAUGAUCAGUACACUAGCUCCACAGGCACCAAAUUCCCAGUCAAAUGGUCUGCCCCAGAGGUUUUCUCCUACUCCAACUACAGCACCAAGUCUGAUGUCUGGUCAUUUGGAGUGUUGAUGUGGGAGGUCUUCAGCGAAGGCAAAAUCCCUUACGAAAACCGGACCAAUGCAGAGGUGGUGGAAGAAAUCAACGCAGGACUCCGGCUCUAUAAACCCAAGCUCGCCUCCAAGGCCAUCUAUGAGCUCAUGAGCAGCUGCUGGAAAGCGAGGAAAGAAGACCGACCUCCCUUCUCUACCCUGCUCUAUCAGCUGAGUGAGAUCUCUGAAUUUGAUCUUUAAUCAGGACACCGGCACACUGAGUGAAGCCGACCAAGAAGCUGGAGUGGGCUUACUACAGAGUUUUCCCUACACAAAGCAUUAACAAAAUCCCUCCUACCAGAGAUAAUGGUACUAGCCAGGUUGGGGCAGAGGCCUGAACUUCCAGCCAAGCCAAUCCUUUUCAAGAGCUCCAUGUUGAGAAGAUGGAGACAGCCAUUUGGUUUAAGGCUCUCACAAACCAGGCCAGUGAUUUAGCGAAGAUCCCAGAGCCAGAUGACACAACACGCCAAUUUCUCAUGAGGAUAAUAAGGAUCGGUGUGUGGCCUCAGAGCUCAGGUAUCUGGCAUUGUGAUUUUAACCCUGGAAGCACCCAAAUGAAAGGAAACGUUAGCCUGCCCUGAGAAAUGUGUCUCAUCACUGACAAGGAGAGAUCUAUGUAAGAUAUUACCUCAUCCACCUUCUCUCUCUCUAAGAACCAUUCAGAUGCUUCCAAACUUGCCUGUGUCACAGCCGGUCUGGAGCAGGAAGGGAUGGAUGGAAUAACUGGGUACCAGGACACACAGAUCCAACAGAUGUUCUGGCUGGGCUUAGCCAUUGCAUCCUGUAUGCUGAAGGGUUAAGACGGUGUCGUCUCUUAGCAUGAUUCGCUCUGCAGCUCUGGAGUAAGGGGUGUGGGAUUCUGGAGAGUGUAAAGUAGAAGGGAGUGUCCAAGUAAUAGGAACAUAAUACCUGAGAAACCUGUGAAAGAAACUGAAAGGUCUUUCAAAUGUUAUAUUGUUAGUGGGGGAAAAAUACAAAUAAAACCACACAUGCAGACUUUCCGGUGCAGUUGGGGAUGUCUGUGGAGGACAAACAAAGCUGAAGAAUGUGUGUGUCAAAAUUCUCAUCAAGACUUCUACAUAAGAAGAAAAAAUUGGCCUCCAAAGAUCUCUUUCAGCUUGAACACCAAGGGACAGCUUGGCAACGUACUGGGCAGAUCACGUCUGGGGCAGGCGAGGGGCGGGAGCU
Molecule: messenger RNA, 2926 nt
Organism: Mauremys reevesii (Reeves's turtle)
Lineage: Eukaryota; Metazoa; Chordata; Testudines; Geoemydidae
Gene: ITK
Product: IL2 inducible T cell kinase
Exons: 17
Coding region: 77-1939 (620 amino acids)
Biological process (GO): peptidyl-tyrosine autophosphorylation; intracellular signal transduction; adaptive immune response
Molecular function (GO): ATP binding; protein binding; non-membrane spanning protein tyrosine kinase activity
Source: RefSeq, a predicted model, not a curated record